Paecilomyces variotii is the source of this 1951-nucleotide messenger RNA. RefSeq names its product putative MFS transporter. Bases 210 to 1835 code for a protein of 541 amino acids. The record is from RefSeq and is a predicted model, not a curated record. Lineage: Eukaryota; Fungi; Ascomycota; Eurotiomycetes; Eurotiales; Thermoascaceae. The transcript has 8 exons. Gene Ontology annotation, biological process: transmembrane transport. Gene Ontology annotation, molecular function: transmembrane transporter activity.
ACAGGCCGGAACAACUCGUAACGUCCCACACGUGGCUUGGGCCCCGCAGCUUUUUGCUGGUUUUCCAGGCGAUGCCGUCUGGGGGAAUGACAGGGACGAUCCGGGGAGAACGAACGGCCAUCAACACCCAGGACUCUUCUUAAAAGAGCAGAUAGACCCGCUGUCUAGGAUGUGCAGCUCAGAUCCGCAGAAGUGGACAUCUUGACACCAUGGCAAAGGACAUUGAAACCCAGGAGGGCCACAGGCAUCUUGCGCAUAGCCAUGCGCACGAAAUAGACGUUCCGGGAACUGUUGACCUGAGGGCAGUGGAAGGAGAUGAUACGGCAUAUGGACAGGCACUUUAUCCGGUGCCUGCUGAUGAUCCCAAUGAUCCCCUGCAGUGGCCGAACUGGAAGAAAACGAUGAUCCUGAUCAUCGUCUCAGUGUACUCGUUUCUCGGAAAUACAUCACUGGUCGGACCAUCAGUGUAUAUCACUAUGUACAGCAAGGAAUUCGGGAUCUCUCCUGCAGUGGCUUCCGGACUGGUCUCGUAUCCGAACCUCGCGUUUGGCUUCAGUUCCCUUGUCUUAGUACCUCUAUAUCUGAAAAUCGGGCGACGUCCUGUGACGUUAUUUUCUAUGGCAAUGUUCCUUGCUGGCCUCAUUGGUGCCUCCCGCGCGACCAGCUAUAGUGGUCUCAUGGUCGCCCGUGUCUUCCAUGCGUUCGGAAGUGGAGUCUGUGAAUCUCUCCCUGUUCAACUUGUCAACGACAUCUUCUUCCUACACGAGCGUGGCAAGCGCAUUGGAUACUAUACAGUCUGCCUCUGUCUCGGAGCUACUGGUCCCUUGUAUGCUGGAUACAUGCUCGCAGGUGGUUACUCAUGGCGACUCUUCUUCUACGUCGAGAGCGCCUUCGCCGCGGCACUGCUCAUCCUCGCAUUUUUCAUCGUCGAAGAAACAACCUACAAGCGACCGGAACCAGGAACAGAAUCUCCCCUGCCCAGCGUGAACGAGAGUGAGGAAAAGAUCCAGGGAGCAACUCAAAUGGAAAACGUCACGCCGGUUGUGCUGCCCGAACGCAAAUCCUUCAUCGAGACUCUCAAACCAUGGAGUUCCAUUGACCCAGAUGCCCAAUUCUUCGUCACGAUGUUCAGGUCGUUCACUUAUUUCUUUGUCCCGGCCGUCUUCUGGGUCAUUUCGAGUUUCGGUAUAUACAUUGGCCUUGGGGCUCUGGCCUUCAACUACACCUUCCCAUUGAAAAUCACGCAGCCACCAUAUAACUGGAGUGAGACUAGCUCCGGCCUCAUCGCUGUCGGCACUAUAGUCGGCUACGUCCUCGCCCUCCCAUUCACCUCCAGCUCCGACCGCCUCGCAGCAUACUACACCCGGCGCAAUGGCGGCAUCCGCGAAGCCGAGAUGCGUCUAGGCGUGAUGCUUCCCGCCAUGCUCAUUGCCCCCGCAGGUCUAGUCCUAUACGGCUUCACAGCCCAGCGCGACCUACACUGGAUCGGCUACUUCGCAGGCGUCGCGAUGGACCAAUUCGGCUCCUACUUCUACUUCACCUUCACGCUCGCAUAUGCUGUCGAUUCAUACUACACGAAUACAUCUGAGAUGUUGAUCGCGAUGAAUCUAGGCAAGCAAGCUAUUUCCUUCGGGAUGAGUUCGUAUCUCCUCGAUUGGAUCCUGGCGAACGGAUACGCGGUGGUGGUUGCGGGUAUCUUUGGCGGGGUGUUGUUGGCGAAUAAUAUGGCGUUGUUGGUUUUUAUGAUCUUCGGAAAGAGAAUUAGGAGAUGGACGUCGCAGUCGUGGUUGGGACGGUUGCAUACGAAGUCGGCGACGAGGGGGAUGACGCAUUAGGUAUAAUAUAACUAUGUCUUGGAUCUUGUAUUUUUUGAUUCCUACUUUCUCUUCAGCCUGGUUAACUAGUGGUUGGAAUGAAUAAUCCGCCGUUACUAUAUACUAACUAAGCCUCA